AUGGCAGAAUUUAGACAUCCAAAAAGUCUCUUGGGUGAGAUGCUAGCCACCAGAGGUCAAGCUCUUCCAGUUUACAAUACUGUACCGGUUGGUUCAAUGUUUGUGUGUACAGUAACAUUCAAUGGAGCCUCUUUUAAAUCUUCACCGAAAUUAAACAAGAAAGAGGCAGAGAAAGAAGCAGCUGCUCUCGGCGUUUCAGCAUUUCAGGACAACAUCAGAGGUCCGACCGCGAAUCGUGAGGCGUUACCCGAUGGAGCCGAGAACGAAAAAGAGGAGCAGGCCAAUGAGAAGGUCGAGGAGCAAUUCAAUCAACAAGAUUUGGAAGCAUUGCUUGGCAGUUUGUCGUUGGGUAACAACGUUGACGGCAAACUCACAGUCAAAUCAGAGAACAAAAGGUUUGGAGGAGAGUUUACAUUUUACAAUGAACAUCUCAAGAGGAUGGAUACCGUUUCAGUUGAAGCUAAACUUUAUACCAAGGCAUCAGUUGCCAUUUAUCUUCAGAAUGAGAUGCUUAUUAAGCUGAGUGGCGAUCAAAAGGCAUACAGUGUUGGUAGAUUCAAUCCAGAGGCAGUGACUACACCAGUCCAAAGAAAUUUCAAAGACGCAGAUAUUCCACUUACUCCGCAUCAACCUAGGGAGUACCAAAAGUAUUUUUACAAGAAAGCAAUGGAGGAUAACAUUAUUUGUUGCAUUCCAACCGGUCUUGGAAAGACACAGAUUGCAGCAAUGGUAAUCUGUAAAAUGAAGCAAAUGAAUCCGAAAAAGCGUAUUCUCUUUCUUGUUGAGAGAAUUCCUUUGGUUCUUCAACAGGAGAAAUAUAUACGUGAGCAAACUGGACUGAAUGUAUUGGGUGUGCAUGGCGACAUGUCGAUCGAUGCCAAACUGAACGAUCAUCACGAUGUUCUGGUAAGCAUUUCAGCUUUGUUCCUCAAUCUUCUGAGAGACAACAAGGGUGUAAUGGAACAAUAUUCACUCAUUGUAUUUGAUGAGGCUCAUCACAUCGUCAAAGAUCAUUCCUUUUCCAUGUUACUUAAGAAACACUAUAAAGAUAUGGAGGAUGAUGUUAAACCAAAAGUCAUGGGACUAACUGCAUCACCAGCCGGCAAAUCCAGCUGGAUAGACACUUUUAUUUCCCUCAAGGUGAUGUCGUGUAUCUCUGGCUGCCGUAUCAUCUCACCGGAUGCCGAGACUCAAGCCGAUAUCGAAGAGCACAGGAAUACUGCGGAAUUACAACUAGUAGAGCUCCAACAACAUCCUAAAGAAAAAUAUUUAAUUAAUGCAAUCAAUUGCAUUACCAAACACUUUGCAUCCAGUUUGGUACCAACAAAGAAAGAAUACCAGUACGAAGAUAUUCAAGAGCUUUUGGUAAAGUUGGAAAACACCGACAAUGAAUAUGAACAGCUAUUGUUGAACGUUGCAAACAAAUGCUACGACUUGGUAACAUACGGUAACGAUCCAAAGGAUGCAGCCCAUCCAACAGUAGACUACAAACAAAUACUUAUCAAUCGAUUCGAAGCCACCAACAUUCCAAAAGAGAAAAAACAAAGGUUGUUUGAAGAUCUCAGAGCAAUUCCUAAGGAGUUUGACGAUGACGACACUACCAACAUAUGCAAGCUGGAUAUUGCACUGAAUAUUUUGGAGGAGAAGAAUCAGACAGAUCCAGCAUUCAAAGCUAUACUGUUUGUAAAAACUCGACAAUCUGCAGAGCAACUGGUUAAAGUUCUCACUACACGCGCAAAAGAAGAGAGAUACAAAUUCUUGAAGCCAGGAAAAGUAUCUGGACAUGGAUCAACCAAGUCAGGUGGACAGUCCACCGCAAGCCAGAAAGACAUCGUAGAGAAGUUCCGAAGUGGACAACACAAUGUAAUCGUGGCCACUGCAGUCCUAGAGGAGGGCUUAGAUGUUCCAGAAUGUAACGUUGUCAUUAGAAUCGAUUCGCCAGCAACAGUCACCGCUUACACUCAGAGUCGUGGUCGUCUCAGAAGCAAGAAAUCAGAGUUCUACGCAAUUCUAAAGGAUUUCGAAUCGAAUAUCUAUGCCAAUCUCAUGAAACAAGAGUUCUACAUCAAGGAAGCCAUCGAGUAUUUGAGUGAUGAGAAUACAGGAUUGCCAGAAUCUUACAAUCAAAUCCUAAUUAAUUCAGUCUAUCCAAAGUUUGACUUUGAAGAGCUACUCUCCAAGUGUAGGGUAUACUUCCAAUUAGAUACCAAAUUUGAAACCAAGCACGUAGGUGGACCACCACAUCAGCCGGAAUUCAUAUGUGAUCUCUAUCUCAAUAACGAGUUAAAGGAGACAUGCAAAGGUAGCAGUAAAAAAGAUGCAGAAGACAAAGUAUCUAGACAAGCACUGGCCAAUGGAUUAAUUCCAAUGAUAAUAAGAGAUAAAGAUAUGAAGCUAAAGACUAUAAAUAAAUAA
Heterostelium album PN500 is the source of this 2415-nucleotide messenger RNA. It is a transcript of the gene helF, whose product is annotated as putative RNA helicase. Bases 1 to 2415 code for a protein of 804 amino acids. The transcript has 2 exons. Gene Ontology annotation, molecular function: nucleic acid binding; ATP binding. The record is from RefSeq and is a predicted model, not a curated record. Lineage: Eukaryota; Evosea; Eumycetozoa; Acytosteliales; Acytosteliaceae. Gene Ontology annotation, cellular component: cytoplasm.